Messenger RNA from Racocetra fulgida, 633 nucleotides. Lineage: Eukaryota; Fungi; Glomeromycota; Glomeromycetes; Diversisporales; Gigasporaceae. The record is from the annotation of a GenBank genome assembly.
CGGAAAAAUACUGUUAAUGGCAUGGUAUAUAAAGAUGAUCCUACAAUAUUUGCCUGGGAAUUAGCAAAUGAGCCACAAGCUGUUUACACUUCGAAUGCGCAUGACGUAGUUUUUCAAUGGUUCGAUGAAACUUCUAAGUUCAUUAAAUCGUUGGACAAAAAUCAUUUAGUGACUACAGGAACCGAAGGAAAACAUGGAAAAGAUUGGUUUAUUACUAUGCAUAAGAGUGAUAGUAUUGGUGAUCCGAGCCCGGAAAAUCUUCAAAGAGCUGUAAACUUUAUGCGCACUUUUCUACAAGAGACUAGUGAUUGGUCAACUAACAUUUUAAAGAAACCUGUUUUACUGGGGGAAUAUGGAAUGGCGCGUGAUGGUUGGACCGAUCUCUCAAAGUAUGAUCCAGAAGCACCUGUAACUAACAGAAAUAAAUAUUUCACUGAAGUAGCAAAGACAAUUUUUGAAUUGGAAAAACAACAUGCACAAACGGGGCUUAUGUUUUGGGCAUACUCUGGAAUUGGGCGUCCCAGUGAUUCAAAACCUACGUGGGUCGGUGAUCCACCUCAUGAGGAAACAUUACGUGUGUUCUUGGAUCAUGCAAAGCAAAUUAAGAAUGAAAAUAAAUUAACAGUUCUUUAG